Messenger RNA from Haemonchus placei, 288 nucleotides. The record is from the annotation of a GenBank genome assembly. NCBI's taxonomy places the organism in Eukaryota, Metazoa, Nematoda, Chromadorea, Rhabditida, Trichostrongylidae.
AUGAAGUUUAUUCGAAAGUACUUGAGAGCAACAGAUCUAGCAACGGAUCGACAGUCGGUAAAAAAAUUCGUUCAUAAAUUUCUUGGAUUCGAUGGGGUGUUUUGCAUGCGGAUGAUAUCAGCACACGCAGGUGAUAUUAUGGCUACAGAGUUAAUUGUUGCCCUCUGGCACAACUUCAACGACAGGGUUCGAAAGAGCCCUAUCGAGAUGUUUGAAGGGGGAGUCACUCAAUCGCCGAGUAAGCUUGACGCAAACUUCAAAACGUGGUUGCUUGGUCAGACGAGGUGA